AGAUAACUGAUCUAUUCUUAGUCUGUUUCGUCAUGUCUGUGUGAGCCUGUGGGAAAAGUCAUGGCGACUCACCUUGCCUUCAGUGAGAGCGGAUAUGACAGUGUAAGAAAUGAAACUGGAUCAAUUUGGUCAUCAUCAAUCGGCCAAGAAGAAACACAAAUUUUAUCCUGUAAGUCCCAUCCAAUCACAGCAAUCCAGUACAAGGUAAAGGGAUCACAGGAAGAGAGCAAACUCAGCGAGUUAGGCCUCGAUCCAAAAUACCUAGCACAUAUAUUAACACACGAUGAAUGUCUUCAGGCAGUAAAUGAAAAUUUGAAAAAUGAUAUGAAAGUAACAAUAAAACGGGUUCCUGGGAAUUUGAGUGCUAUGGAAGUUUUUGUUGAAGAUGAAGAUGUAUUAAAAAAGAAAGAGGAUAUAUGCAGAAUUAUAGAUGAGUACUGCAGGGAACAUCUGAUGAAAUCUGAACAUGACAUUGACGAAGAGAAAUUUUCAUUUGCUGAUUUCAAGAUGGGGAAGUUUUUAGAGGGAAUGGACGACUCGAUCCGCGUUUCCCUUUUCUUUGAUGGGAAGUUGUCCCUUGUUGGACAUGAGACUGGAAUCAGAAUUUUUGAAACAGAAAUUUUGUCUUCUAUUUUGGAUGAUGAAGUGGUAAAAAUUUUGAUGGAAGUUGACAGAGAGCAGCUAAUGUACUUAAAAGUCAUACGAUAUCCAACUAAGAUAUCAAAGGAAUUUGCAGUUGGGGUCACUUUGGAUGAGGUAGGAGUACACGUAGAAUUACGUGGACUCAGAGAGGAUGUCGUGAAUGCUCGGAGGAAUGUCACUCGACAUCUACAAAGUUAUAAGACGCACUUCUGGAGUACACAGCUGAAAAGAGAUGAGCGGACGCUUUUACUAGAAAGGAGAGUGCGUCAUCAUCUGAAUGAAGUAUUCCAAAGAAACAAAUGUUCUUAUUUGAUCGAAGGCGAUAAAAUGUUUAUGGUAACAAAAACAGAUGGGACGGAAGUGGUGAAAAAGCGGUUGGAAGACGCAUUAUUUGUUGAAAAACGGCAAAGUUUAAGUAAAUUAGAGGGGAAUCUUUUCAACUCGGAGCAGUGGAUGAAAAGCAAGAGUGUUGUUCUUCGGAAUAACACACAGAGACAAGUCGUUGUCACCGUCGAGGGGGACGAGCUACUAGUUACAUGUCUGCCGCACGUCAAGAUUGAAGUAGAAAACUUUUUGGAAAGUUUUCUAAAUGAAAAUAUAAAAUCAAGACUGAUAGAGUGGGGGUGUUCAGAAGAUGGGAAAAUAUUCUUUCAACAUUUCAAUUGUGAAGAAAUUCUGGAACUAGCAAAAUCUAAAGAAGACAGUAUUAUGUCGAUAUCAGUAGAAGAUGAUGGAAUCCACGUGAAAGGUACCGAGAGUGGUAUCACCGACUGUCAACAAGUGUUGGCAACUAUCGUAAACAAAGUCCAAUGUUGUAGAGCUGAAUAUGCGACGUUUUCAGAAGAGGAGGUUGUAGAACAUUUCACAAGUUCAGCAGGGAAAAGGAGUCUUCAAGAAAUAGGACAGAGGACCCGUAGUGUUAUUCACUUGAAACACUGUUGUAAAAUUCACAUAAAACAUGGCAGUAUAGCUUCAGAGGAAGCAGAUGUGAUCGUUAACUCUGUACAUACAAACACCGCUGUAAGUGUAGGACAAUCAACAGUUGCCGGGGCAAUUUUUGAGAAAGGGGGUGGUGACUACCAGAACAAACUCGUGCAGAAGACUGGCGGUAGAAUGCAGUGCGGGGAAAUAGCUGAUACAGAGGCCAGUGGAAAUCUAAGAUGCAAGACAGUGUAUCAUGUUUGCUUACCAGAAUGUUCACAAAAACCACAAGAGGAUGUCCAUGACAUUGCUGUGAAAUGCCUUAAGAAAGCUCAACAAGAAAAUUACACCUCCUUAUCCUUUCCGGCCCUUGGGACGGGAGUCUACAAGUAUCCUGGGAAUCUAUCAGCCAAGGGUCUGUUCGACGCCAUCGUGGAAUUUACUACAAACACAAGUUCAACGUCAUUAGAUACAGUGACAGUAGUUUUGUAUGAAGAGUCGACAAGAAAUGUUAUAGAGGCAUUUGAACAAGAAUACAACAGACGUCGCUGGACGGGAUCAGAUUCCCCACUGGUGCCGUUGAAGAGGGGCUGCAUCACUUGUGCGAAAUUCACAAUCAUCUCCGAAUCGGAGAAAAAACGGGAAGAGGCGAAGAAAAAGAUAGAUGCUGAAAUCGCAACAAUUUCUCAAAAAACUCAGAAUUAAACGUAACCUUCUCAACAAACAAACGAAGAGUAUCGAACUUCAAAUUUUAAAUCAUUUACUUAAAUAAUUGAAAAUAUCUUCAUAUGAAUUAUUGUGCGCAACAAUUUAUUGAAGAUGUCUUCAAAUACAUGUAAUUUAGAAAGAUAGCUUUGAUGCAGAUAUAAACUUAAACACCUGGUGUAUUUCAAUCUAAUAUGAGCGAGUAUCUGAGCGAAUUUAACGUGUAACUUUAAUUAGAUCGGGGAUGUAUUUCUUUAAAAAAAAAUAGCUUUCCUAAACACUCUCGAAUUUUUUCCAUGAACGCAUUGAAUCAUUUCGAAACCGGUUGCUAUAGCUCAGUGGCAGAGCGUUCGCGUCGUGACCGGGAGGUCGUGAAUUCAAGCUCAGCUUGUGCCGUGGUCGCGUCAAACAUUAGACGUAAACAUAGGGGGGGGGGGGGGGGGGGGGGGGGGGAGGAGGCUUCCGUUCAUACAAGAGUUUGUACGGUAAAUAUUCCAAUGUUCUUCCUUACUCCCUGGACCAAACUCCAAACAAUUCACAUCUACAAACAGACAACGGUACCAUUACAUCUUUGGAAUCAAUGGCUAACUGUUUUAAUGAUUUCUUUUGUAAUAUAGGACAUGAAAUAGGAAAACAUUUUGAUUCUUCUUUACCGGAUGUGGAACAACUAAAACCGCCAGGCUCAUUAUUCCAGAAAUUACAAUUGAAUUUAUUGCAAAUGAAAUUAGCAAAAUGGCAUCUUCGAAAGCCACAGGUAUUGACGGUUUGUCUGUAAAACUCUUAAAGUUGUCAUUUGAUUAUAUAGGCGAUAUUUUAAAUUUUAUUUUUAACAAAUCCAUAUCUUCAUGCACAUUUGUUGAUGCUUGUAAAAGAGCUAGGGUAGUUCCAUUGUACAAAGUUGGUGAUGAGCAUCUGGUAAAUAAUUACAGACUAGUUUCUAUUUUACCAGUUGUCAGUAAGAUUAUUGAACGACAUGUCUUCAAUUCCUUUUAUGAAUAUUAUCCACAAACAAAUUAAUUACAUAGAGUCAAUCUGGAUUUAGGCCAAGUCAUUCACGUGAGACAGUGUUGAAAGGACUUACUGAUAAAUGGUUCAAAAACAUGGACGAUGGAAAGUUUACAGGGUUUCUGUUUAUUGACUUGCGUAAGGCCUUUGAUACAGUCAACCAUGAAGCUCUUUUGCACAAACUUAUAUCUUUUGGAAUUGUCACAAUACUUUUAAAUGGUUUCAAUCAUAUCUUUCAAAUCGUAAGCAAUGUGUCAGUUGGAGAGGUGUGUUAUCUAGAGAAAAACAAUAUCCUUAGGAGUUCCUCAGGGGUCAAUUUUAGGACCAUUAGUUUUUAUUUUAUACAGUAACGAUUAUCCAAAAUGUCUUUAAAAUUCUUCAGUUACAAUACAUUUGUAUAUGCAGACGACACUUCACAGGACGUGAGUGAUAAAUCUGUUGAUGUAAUUGAAUCUAAACUGCAAGAGGACUUUAAAUCGGGUGCAGAAUGGAUGCUUAAAAAUAAACUGAGUAUAAAUCUUCAAAAAUCACAAUGUAUGCUUAUUGGCACGUCUCAAAGGUUACGGAAUGUCGAAUGUUAAAUAUAGAUUUUAAUGGUGUACAAAUUUAAUUUGUGAAGCAGGCUAAACUAUUAGGUGUUUAUAUAGAUACAUGUAAUACUUUAUCUUGGGAUGCACAAGUGGAGUUUAUUUCAAAGAAAAUUGUAAAACAAUUGCUGUACUUAAGAGAGUGAGUUAUUUUAUGCCACCAAAUGCACUUAUAAAGACAUUAGUAUUGUUUUUCCACAUUUUACUUACUGCUGUACUGUCUGGUGUAACGUACAAAACCAAUUAUAUCUAGAAAAAAAUCCAAGCUGCAAAAGAGGGCAGCAAGAAUACUUCUUUUUUUUUUAAAAAUUCGAGAUAUCAGGACCUCUACUGGCUUUUUAUUUUCUUGUUUGAACUGGAUACCUCUGAAGGAUUAUUUUAUGUUUAGAAAGGUUGUCUUUCUGUUCAAAGUUUUAAAUAAUCAAAUGCCAAAUUACCUAAACGUGUUUCAAUAUACAAGAGAUGUGAGUUGUCGCCAAACCAGGUCGAAUGAUUAUAUGUCUAAUUUAUUAUAUUUACCAAGAGCUGAAACUGACAAUUAUUAACGUUCAUACAGCUACUCUUCUGCAUUUCUUUGGAACAAAAUGUUCGAAACUCUGGUUCGGCUGCCAUUUUUAAAGCUGUACUAGUGUAACUGAUGGAAUAUGAUAUUUUAACAGAAGUAGCACUUAAACGUAGUUGUGAUAUGACAUUGUGUGUGCGUAUGUCUUAUGCUAUUUUUUCUUCUUUCCUUUUCUGUCAUGUAUUCAUAUUUAGAUACUAAUUUUAUUACUGAUUAGGUGUGUCUUAUGCUAUGGGUUUUUUUUCUUUCCUUUUAUAUCGUAUUCAUACUUAGAUGCAAGGUGAAAAUAACGAACAGUGAUCAAUCUCAUAACUCAUACAGGCAAUACAAAAUAGACAGUUGGGCAAACACGGACCCCUGGACACACCAGAGGUGGGAUCAGGUGCCUAGGAGGAGUAAGCAUCACCUGUUGACCGGACACACCCGCCGUGAGCCCCAUAUCCUGAUCAGGUAAACGGAGUUAUCCGCAGUCAAAAUCAGUGUGCCAAGAACGGCUUAACAAUCGGUAUCAAACACGUCAGACAGCAUUUGACCCAAUGCGAGGUUGUAUUGACGAACUAGAUCGUUAUAACGACCAUAGAAUUUGCGAAAAGCUUACUUCAAUCGAGACUGUUGAAAUCCCUGUACCAUCAACUUGUUUGUCAGUAGCUUACCUCGAUUUAAAAACUGACUAUACCCAGAACAAGCUCUUGCAUAUCGAAUCAGUUGAGAUAUAUAAACACCAUAUGCAGGUGAUAAUGGAAUAUUGCUACAUAAAUGUGGGAAGUUGACGAUGGAGAAGUUGAAAUCAUCCCGUUUGGCAUACAGUUGAGUUGUUAGUUUGCCGUUAAUGUCUACUUUCAAUAAAAUAUCUAAGUAUGAAGCAGAAGUGGACGACUCUGUGGUGUCCUUUAUUUCGAGCUCACAGGGAUAUAUCAAAUCGACAUAUGAAUGAAAGCUAUCAUUGUUAAUAGACAAAACGUCAUCGAUAUAUCUAAAAGUCGAAUUGAAGGUCACAGCGAGAGAUUUUUUCUUCUCACGUAGAAGUUUUUGAAUAAAGAUACUAAGUUUAGAUGUUAA
This is a messenger RNA of Ostrea edulis (European flat oyster), 5481 nucleotides long. RefSeq lists its product as uncharacterized. Gene Ontology annotation, molecular function: transcription corepressor activity. Gene Ontology annotation, biological process: negative regulation of gene expression. The coding region runs from base 61 to 2268 and encodes 735 amino acids. Gene Ontology annotation, cellular component: nucleus; cytoplasm. Lineage: Eukaryota; Metazoa; Mollusca; Bivalvia; Ostreida; Ostreidae. The transcript is spliced from 5 exons. The record is from RefSeq and is a predicted model, not a curated record.